UCGUCGACAACAACAACAACAACAACACGGAGCAGCAGCAGCAGCAGCGGUUGCGGAGGGAGAGGAAGCCAUAAGAUGAAGAAACGCUAUGUGGACGCGAGCAAGCUACGGAAAAUGAAGAAGCUGAGGCUGACGGAGAAGCUGUCUGAGAGUGCGUACACCUUCCUGAAGUUCAUGAUGAUGUGGACCCUGGUGCUGCUGGCAGACUUCAUCCUUGAAUUCAGACUGGAGUACCUGUGGCCCUGCUGGCUCUUCUUUGGCAGCGUAUACACCACUUUCCACUGCCAUGGCCUGGUGAUUUGUGUUGUUUUUGUGUGUGCUGCCUUCACGCUGGACAUCUUUUGUUUGAUUUUUGUUCCUUUGCACUGGCUGUUCUUUGUGGCCAGCACCUACGUGUUAUUCAAUUACAUAUGGCACACAGAGAAGGGCAUCUGUAUAUCCACAGUGUCCCUGUGGAUUCUGCUCGUGUACACAGAGGCUUCACUUCGACUUAAAGACCUCAAAUCCUCUCACGCCAACCUGUCUCAUCUUUUUGCUGCGCACUGCAUUGGAUAUCCUGUCGUGUACCUGGGCUUUGAUGCCACCUGCUACUUCACCAACAUCUUCAAGCUGCGCAUACAGAAGGCCGUUCAGAGCGAGAACGACUUCCACAUGCACCUGCUGCAGCACUCGCUCCCUCCAGGCCUGCAGGGUCUCCCCAAGACUGGCACAGACGGCAGCAGCGGCUCAAAAUGGAAGACAAAGCCUGAGUCGAGUCAGUAUCAGUGUCAGAACGGUGCCGUUGUGGCUCACGAUGAGGCUCACAUCGUGGACUGCCUCCAGAUCCGCAGCGAGGAGAGAACGCCAGAAAAGGCAGCGCCGGAGGUGAAAUCCACCGAGACAAACCGGCGGACAUUGUCGACGCCGUCGUCGUCGUCCAAACACAGCACCAGUGAGUCCAGGGAUGUGGUCCACAGUGGUGCAGGAGGAGCUGAGUCCUCCACAAGCACAGAACAUCUACCUCAAGAGGAGCAAGGAGGCAAAGGCACGCGGGCGGCCAAAAGCUCCUCGCCAAAGGCGCGCAGAAGCAGCACAAACACUCCUUCUCCACCUGCAACGAGGACCGAGAAGAAACAGAGGUCCUCAAAAACGGUCAGCCCGAACCGGGACGCGACAGACAAGUGUGCCACAGCGACUCAGAACCACAACACUGAGCAGAUCAGCAAGCUGGAGCAGGAGCUGAAGAAGCUGAAGGGCGAGCUGCAGACGAGCAGGCAGAGCGAGCAGGAGCUGCGGAGUCACAUCUGCAACCUAACCAACAGCGAGAGGAGCCUGAGACCUGAGGUUUCCCUGCUCAGACAGUCCAACAUGCUGCUGCAGAGCAAGAUCCUGUGUUUGUCCAAGAACAAGCAGCGGGACAAGCAGAGCAGCGUGAUGCUGGAGAAGAAGAUGAGAGCGGAGACGGAGGCCAGACUCUGUGCUGAGAAGCAGCUGGCCGAACUUCAGGCUCAGAAACUGGAGGAGGCGGCAAACGCAGCACGGAGCCUGACAACCAGGCAGGAACACUGUGAAACCCAAAUGUUAAGGAAAAGGGUUAAAGAUCUAGAGACAGAGUACAAACAACUACAGCUGGAGUAUCAAGUGAAAGAGAAUCGGGUGGUAGAUCUAGAGGGUGAUGUUGAGGCUUUGGGGAAGUACCGCUGUGUGGAGAAAGAGACAGACAUGCUGCUGUCCACUCUGUCAGCCAUGCAGGAGAAAGCUCAGCAUCUGGAGUACAACCUGAGCGCCGAGACCCGCAUCAAACUGGACCUGUUCUCCGCUCUGGGAGACGCACGCAGGCAGCUGGAAAUCGCUCAAGAUAAAAAGUUGAAGCAGGACCGGGAAAUCAGCGAGAUGAAGCAGAAGAUUGCAGAGGUGAUGGCCGUCAGCCCCGGCGUGUCCUACAUGGCUCCUCGGCCUCCGGUGCCGCAGUAUCUCACCAAGUUACUCAACUCUGAGCGCUACAUGCUGAACCCUCGAGCACUGAUGUACCAGUGUCUGAAGAAAUAGACGAACGCCAGGAAGGAGGUUUUCUUAAAAAAAAAAGAAAAGAAAAAAAAACACACAGAUUUUCUGAUCACAGAGCUAAACGACAUCUUCUUCCAGCGUACGAGUGGGAACCAGAACCGAGUCGAAUGCCUUUUAGCCGGCACUGACGGUGCUAAACGUUGACUCUUUUGAUUCUGUACAUUUUCACGUUUUCUCUCUCGACGCCGCUCGAGGACGUGUGAUAUGCAGAGCUGCUGUCGGCCGCAGUUUAACAUGUAAAGAAACAGACCUAACGGUGUAAAUCAUCAGAUGCAACAGA
Messenger RNA from Solea senegalensis (Senegalese sole), 2326 nucleotides. Its product is annotated as macoilin. The coding region runs from base 76 to 2028 and encodes 650 amino acids. The record is from RefSeq and is a predicted model, not a curated record. NCBI's taxonomy places the organism in Eukaryota, Metazoa, Chordata, Actinopteri, Pleuronectiformes, Soleidae. Gene Ontology annotation, biological process: neuronal signal transduction. Gene Ontology annotation, cellular component: rough endoplasmic reticulum membrane. The transcript is spliced from 11 exons.